Molecule: messenger RNA, 1665 nt
Organism: Echinococcus granulosus
Lineage: Eukaryota; Metazoa; Platyhelminthes; Cestoda; Cyclophyllidea; Taeniidae
Product: Tetratricopeptide repeat protein 26
Exons: 1
Coding region: 1-1665 (554 amino acids)
Biological process (GO): intraciliary anterograde transport; intraciliary transport involved in cilium assembly
Cellular component (GO): intraciliary transport particle B; ciliary basal body; ciliary base
Molecular function (GO): protein binding; intraciliary transport particle B binding
Source: RefSeq, a predicted model, not a curated record
AUGAUCUUGUCCAGAAAGAAGCCACUUGGUCGAUCAAGCGACAAAUGUGUCUCUGAUGAUUUACAAAGAUGGAAAGAAGUUCCUAAGCUAGAGGAAUUCCUCAGUGCCAGAGAUUUUGUCGGUGCGAUUACGCUCCUUGAAUUCGAACGACACACGGACAAACCGAAAAAGGAUAUCGAGUUGUGGAUUGCGUACUGUUAUUUUCAUCUUGGGGACUACAAGCACGCUGCUGAAGAGUACAAAAGACUCCUUUCUGACAACAAACUUGCUCCAACCAUUCGAACUUAUUUGGCAUGUUGCUACUUCUUCAUGGGAAUGUACAAAGAAGCGCAAGAAGAAGCUAACCGAGCUUCGCAAUGCCGCCUGCAAAAUAGGUUGCUUCUUCACAUCGCUCACAAAAUGAACGACGAAAGAGACCUUCUUACCCACCAUAAUAGACUUUGUGAGACCCUAGAGGAUCAGCUCUCCCUCGCCUCCAUCCACUGUCUUCGUAAUCACCACCAAGAAGCGAUUGAUAUAUAUAAAAGAAUUAUGAUGGAGAACCGUGACUACUUGGCUCUUAACGUCUACCUCGGUUUGUGCUACUACAAAAUUGACUAUUACGACGUAGCACAGGAAGUGCUUGCCCUGUACUUACAACACUACCCUGAUAGCCCCACAGCUAUCAACCUACGAGCAUGCAUCAACUACCGCCUCUACAACGGAAAAAUAGCAGCUUCUGAGUUAAAGAAUCUCCAAGAGUCUUCCUCUCCAUGCCUAUCUUAUGCCAAAGACUUGAUUAACCACAAUCUUGUUGUCUUCAGAAAUGGCGAGGGUGCAAUGCAAGUACUGCCCCCCCUAAUUGAUGUGCUGCCAGAAGCCAGAUUGAAUCUCAUCAUCCAUCACCUGCGACAUGAGGACAUUGAAUCAGCGUAUGAAUUGGUGAGUGAUAUGGAUCCCACCACACCGCAAGAGUACGUGCUGAAAGCGAUAGUCAAUGCCGUGAUCGGACAGGAAACUGCCUCCCGCGAGCAUCUUAAACUGGCUCAACAGCACUUCCAAUUAGUUGGUGGGUCUGCGAGUGAGUGCGACACAAUUUCAGGUCGCCAGUGUAUGGCUUCUUGCUUCUUCCUCCUUCACCAAUUCGAUAGCGCCAUUAUUUAUCUUAACUCCAUCCAAUCCUACUUCUACAACGACGACACCUUCAACUUCAACUACGGUCAAGCAAAGGCCGCUGUUGGAGCUUACAAGGAGGCACAGGAGUUGUUUCUACUCAUUCAGUCAGAGAAAAUACGAAACGAUUACGUCUACCUCAGUUGGCUGGCAAGGUGCUACAUUAUGAAUAAGAAACCGCGUUCUGCGUGGGAGCUUUACCUUAAGAUGGAGACCUCUGCAGAGUCCUUCAGUCUGCUCCAUCUCAUCGCCAACGAUUGCUACCGGAUGGCCCAGUUCUACUACGCGGCAAAAGCAUUCGACGUACUGGAGCGGUUGGACCUCAAUCCAGAAUACUGGGAGGGUAAGAGAGGCGCUUGCAUAGGGGUCUUCCAACUCAUAAUCGACGGUCAAGAGCCCAAGGAGACGCUACGAGAAAUCCUACAGAUUCUUCGCAACACGAACAACGCACAAACAGACUACUUUAUUCGCAUCAUGAAGAAGUGGGCCAAUGAGCACUCUGUCAGUGUGUAA